Molecule: messenger RNA, 1809 nt
Organism: Heterostelium album PN500
Lineage: Eukaryota; Evosea; Eumycetozoa; Acytosteliales; Acytosteliaceae
Gene: pgmB
Product: phosphoglucomutase
Exons: 4
Coding region: 1-1809 (602 amino acids)
Biological process (GO): purine ribonucleoside salvage; carbohydrate metabolic process
Molecular function (GO): magnesium ion binding; phosphopentomutase activity
Source: RefSeq, a predicted model, not a curated record
AUGUCAAACAUUAAAGAGUUGGCUGAAAGUUGGUUGAAAUGGGAUAAGAAUGCUGAAACUAGAAAGGAAAUCCAAUCACUCUUGGAAUCAGACAAUCAAUCUGAAUUAAAGUCAAGACUUGAACAAAGAAUUGCAUUUGGUACUGCUGGUUUAAGAGGACCAAUGAAAGCAGGUUUCUCAUGUAUGAACGAUCUAACUGUGAUUCAAGCAAGUCAGGGAUUGUGUAUCUAUGUCGAGCAAACACUAUCAAACUCGAAAAACAGCGGUAUCGUAGUUGGUUACGACGGUAGACAUCACUCUAAAGAAUUCGCUAGAUUGACUGCUGCCACUUUUGCAUCACGUGGAUUCAAAGUCUAUUUGUUUUCAAAGAUUGUACCAACACCAUAUGUCGUAAUACUAUAUCUUAUCUCUAAUUAUAUGGAUUGUUAUGUUCAUCAGGCAUUUGCAGUACCAGAGUUGAAAGCAUCGGUUGGUGUUAUGAUUACAGCAUCUCAUAAUCCAAAGGAUGACAAUGGAUAUAAAGUAUAUUGGGACAAUGGUUGUCAAAUCAAUACUCCUCACGACAUACGUAUUGCCAUGCAAAUCGAUUUGAAUUUGGAACCAUGGAAUAUUGAUGUAAAUGAAUUGUUGAAUGGUUCAUUGGUAUCCGAUCCAUUGGAUACAAUUACCAAGAGUUAUUUCGGUAAGAUUGCCAAGUAUUCAGUAAAGAACGAAGUGAAAUUGGCAACCAGCGAAAAGAUUGUAUAUACUGCUAUGCAUGGCGUCGGUGGUGAGUAUGCCAAGAUGGCAUUUGAAACGUUUGGAUUGCCAGCGUUCAUUCCAGUGGAUCAACAGAUCCAACCGGAUCCAGAGUUCCCAACGGUAGCUUUCCCCAAUCCAGAGGAGGGUAAAGGCGCUUUGAAACUCUCCAUUGAGACAGCCGAGAGAAACAACAGUCGGUUGAUUCUGGCGAAUGACCCCGAUGCCGAUCGUCUCGCCGUUGCCGAGCGUCAGCCAGACGGACAAUGGAAGGUGUUCAACGGUAAUGAAAUCGGUGUGCUAUUCGCCGAUUGGGCAUGGCAAAAUGCACGUCGUGCUGACUCGACUACUCCCGCCGAGCGAUUCUGCAUGAUCAACACUGCCGUGUCGUCGUCGAUGCUCAAGACGAUGGCCAACAAAGAUGGAUAUCGCCACGAGGAGUGCUUGACUGGAUUCAAGUGGGUCGGUAACAAAGCACGUGAGUUGAUGGACAAAGGAUACAACUUCUUGUUUGCCUACGAGGAAGCGAUCGGUUUCAUGUAUGGCGAUGUCUCGCUCGAUAAGGACGGUGUUAGAUGCGCACCGAUUUUCGCAGAGUUGGCACUCACCUGUUACCAAGCGGGCAAAUCGUGUCAAGAUCACCUCGAGGAGCUGUACAAACGCUACGGUUAUCAUAUCAGUAAGAAUCGUUACUUCUUUUGCUACGAUCCCAAGAAGAUGGUAGCGAUAUUCGAUAAGAUCAGAAACUACGGACAGUUCCCAACAAAUUGCGGUGAUUUCUAUAUCACCAGAGUGCGUGAUCUCACCGUUGGCUAUGACUCUGGAUAUCCCGAUCACAAAGCAAGACUUCCCGUUUCCAGUUCCACUCAAAUGAUUACUUUCUACUUUGAGAACGGUGGUAUUGCUACUCUCAGAGGCAGUGGAACAGAACCAAAAUUAAAGUACUACGUAGAGAUGAUCGGAAGUGAUAGACAACUGGUCGAGUCAACCUUGUCGCAAUUGGUAGAGCAAGUUAUCAAUCAAUUCCUCAGACCUGUCGAGAAUGAACUGACUCCACCAAAAGACGAUUAA